Messenger RNA from Echinops telfairi (small Madagascar hedgehog), 1792 nucleotides. RefSeq names its product flotillin 1 (gene FLOT1). Gene Ontology annotation, biological process: positive regulation of endocytosis; protein localization to plasma membrane; protein kinase C signaling. The coding region runs from base 130 to 1416 and encodes 428 amino acids. NCBI's taxonomy places the organism in Eukaryota, Metazoa, Chordata, Mammalia, Afrosoricida, Tenrecidae. The record is from RefSeq and is a predicted model, not a curated record. The transcript is spliced from 13 exons. Gene Ontology annotation, cellular component: plasma membrane.
GCGGGCGGGGCUCGAGGCCUAGCUUCCAGGAAUCCGUACGCUAGCGGGGCCUGCUUAGCUCCCUGCGCACCCCUGUUCUUCCCGGGAGCCCCGCUGGGCGCGCCCGUCCGGGCAGCACCUCCCUGAGCCAUGUUUUUCACCUGUGGCCCAAAUGAGGCCAUGGUGGUCUCAGGUUUCUGCCGAAGCCCCCCUGUCAUGGUGGCCGGAGGAAGGGUCUUCGUCCUGCCCUGCAUCCAGCAGAUCCAGAGGAUCUCUCUCAACACUCUGACCCUCAAUGUCAAGAGUGAAAAGGUUUACACUCGCCACGGAGUCCCCAUCUCAGUCACUGGCAUUGCCCAGGUGAAAAUCCAGGGGCAGAACAAGGAGAUGCUGGCGGCCGCCUGCCAGAUGUUCCUGGGGAAGAGCGAAGCUGAGAUUGCCCACAUUGCACUGGAGACGUUAGAGGGCCACCAGAGGGCCAUCAUGGCUCACAUGACUGUGGAGGAGAUCUAUAAGGACAGGCAGAAAUUCUCAGAGCAAGUUUUCAAAGUGGCCUCAUCAGACCUGGUCAACAUGGGCAUCAGUGUGGUUAGCUACACUCUGAAGGACAUUCACGAUGACCAGGACUAUUUGCACUCACUGGGGAAGGCUCGAACUGCUCAGGUCCAAAAGGAUGCUCGCAUUGGGGAAGCAGAGGCCAAAAGAGAUGCUGGGAUCCGGGAGGCCAAAGCCAAGCAGGAGAAGGUGUCCGCCCAGUACCUGAGUGAGAUUGAGAUGGCCAAGGCCCAGAGGGACUACGAGCUGAAGAAGGCUGCUUAUGACAUCGAGGUCAACACUCGCCGAGCACAAGCUGAUCUGGCCUAUCAGCUUCAGGUGGCCAAGACGAAGCAGCAGAUUGAGGAGCAGCGGGUGCAGGUGCAGGUGGUGGAACGCGCCCAGCAGGUGGCAGUGCAGGAGCAGGAGAUUGCCCGGCGAGAGAAGGAGCUGGAAGCCCGCGUGAGGAAGCCUGCAGAAGCAGAGCGCUACCGGCUGGAGCGCCUAGCAGAAGCAGAGAAGUCUCAGCUGAUCAUGCAGGCGGAGGCUGAGGCUGAGUCUGUGCGGAUGCGUGGGGAAGCCGAAGCCUUUGCCGUGGAGGCCCGGGCUCGAGCAGAGGCGGAGCAGAUGGCCAAGAAGGCCGAAGCGUUUGAGCUGUACCAGGAUGCAGCGCAGCUAGACAUGCUGCUGGAGAAGCUGCCCCAGGUGGCCGAGGAGAUCAGUGCCCCCUUGACCUCGGCCAACAAGAUCACACUGGUGUCCAGCGGAAGUGGGACCGUGGGGGCGGCCAAAGUGACCGGUGAGGUCCUGGAUAUCCUGAGCCGCCUGCCGGAGAGCGUGGAGAGACUCACGGGCAUCAGCAUCUCGCAGGUGAACCACAACAAGCCUAUGCGAACAGCUUGAGCCCCGGCCCUGGAAGAUGCCCUGCCUCGUCCUUCCGUUACCUGAAGAGUCCAUGUUGCAUGCAGACCAACCUGGCUUCCUGCGCAUGCCCUUAGACAGUGGGGCCCGCCCCCCAGCCCUCCUGGCCAAAAUCACCUGUGCCUUGCCUUGGAUGGGGGGAGGCCUUCUCCCCUAGCCAACCCCACACUGCCAAGACUGCCCUCCCUCGCUCAUACCAGCCUGCUCGGUAUCCCAACCCCAUUCAGCUGUGAGCUGGUGCCACCCAUGCUUUCCUGAUCAAGCCUGAGGGGUGGCCUGGAGUUUAACUUUACAUGCCAAAUAUAUUGUUGUCAAGGACUGUCAUUUACGAACCAUUAAUAAAGCAGUUCCACAUGAA